This is a messenger RNA of Lepus europaeus (European hare), 930 nucleotides long. Its product is annotated as olfactory receptor 4X1-like. The transcript has a single exon. Gene Ontology annotation, cellular component: membrane. The record is from RefSeq and is a predicted model, not a curated record. Gene Ontology annotation, biological process: G protein-coupled receptor signaling pathway. Gene Ontology annotation, molecular function: G protein-coupled receptor activity; olfactory receptor activity. Bases 1 to 930 code for a protein of 309 amino acids. NCBI's taxonomy places the organism in Eukaryota, Metazoa, Chordata, Mammalia, Lagomorpha, Leporidae.
AUGGCCGCCACAAGCAAUGUGACUGAAGUCAUUUUCUUGGGAUUUUCCCAGGACACGAAGGUGCAGAAAGUCAUUUCCGUGAUGCUUCUCUUCAUGUACAUGGCCAUCGUCCUGGGCAAUGGUCUCAUUGUAGUGACCGUCAUGGUUGGCAAAGGGCUCACCUCCCCCAUGUAUUUCUUCCUCAGCUUUUUGUCCUUUGUGGAGAUCUGUUACUGCUCUGUCACAGCUCCCAAGCUCAUCGUUGACCCUUUUAACAAGAGGAAAGCCAUUUCCCUCAAGGGCUGCUUCACACAGAUAUUUUUCCUCCAUUUCUUUGGAGGCACCGAGAUCUUCCUUCUGACGGUGAUGGCCUAUGACCGCUAUGUGGCCAUCUGCAAGCCCUUGCACUACGUCACCAUCAUGAACCGGCGAGUGUGUGGCCUCUUGGUGGGGGCGGCCUGGGGUGGGGGCUUGCUGCAUUCUGUCGGGCAAACCUUCCUCAUUUUCCAGCUGCCCUUCUGCGGCCCCAACAUCAUUGAUCACUACUUCUGUGAUGUCCAUCCGGUGCUGAAGCUGGCCUGCUCUGACACCUUCCUGAUUAGCCUGCUAAUCAUCGUGAACGGCGGCUCCAUCUCAGUGAUCAGCUUCACGGUGCUGCUGGCUUCCUACGGGGUGAUCCUGCACUCCCUGCGGAGCCACACCUCAGAAGGGCGGCGCAAGGCUCUCUCCACCUGCGCCUCUCACCUGGUGGUUGUGAGCCUGUUUUUCAUCCCCUGCUCCUUUGUCUACAUGAGGCCCUGUGUCACCUUUCCUGCAGACAAGAUAGUCGCUGUGUUCUACACGGUGCUCACACCUCUCCUGAACCCCGUCAUUUACUCCUUCAGGAAUGCCGAGGUGAAAAAUGCCAUGAGGAGGCUCAUGAGGAGGAAGGUGAUGUGGGAAGAGAAAUAG